AGUAGAAUAAUGAGGGAGAAUUAUUGAAUGAAGAAGGAAGAAGACAAGAUAAUAUGCUGCCUUGUUGAUAAUAAAACAAUUCGUGUGAUAGAAAACAUAUUAGUAUUUCAAAUAUUGUUUAUGAAUAAAUUGUCUUGUUCAUGCAAGCUACCAUAUGUUCACGCGUAAAGAUGCCUCGAUGAGAUUGAAUUCUAUUUAAAAAUUGAAAAACAAAGACUUAGAAGUUAGAUCUACAGAUAAAUUUUGUCAACUCUUGUUCAAUUUGCACCAAUUAAUUCUCUCUCUCUCUCUCUCUCUCUCUCUCACGCACACAUAAUCUCACACACAUAGCAACUUUUGUAAAGCCUUGUUAAGUUUGCAGCAAUUCUCACUCUCUCACACAAACACAGAAAAUUUAGUAAACUUUUGUUCAGUUUGCACCAAUUCUCUCUCUCUCUCACACACACACAUACAUAGCCAAUUUUGUGAACUCUUGUUUAGUUUGCCUCAAUUCUCUCUCUCUCACACACACAUCCACAUAGCAAAUUUUGUAAGCUCUUGCUCAGUUUGCAUCAAUUCUCUCUUUCACACACACACACACCCACAUCAAAUUUUGUAAACUCUAGUUCAGUUUGCAUCAGUUCUCUCUCUCACACACAUCCACAUAGCAAAUUUUGCGAACUCUUAUUAAGAAAGUGUUUGCAGAAACAGAUCUUCUUGGAAAAGCAGACAAGUUUAGUCUCUGGAGUUUUGUUUUUGACAGGGAACUGUGUUAUUGAAGUUAAAGCCGAGCAGCGAAGAUUUUCAAGCUAUAAAUAUUUGGUGGUGAGGAUCAGUUAUCAUCACAAUUAAAGAAUGGAAGGGGAAGCUGCUGCCGCCAUCCUUCAAACUCUAGUUCAAAACCUCAUCGACCUCUGCAAGAAAGAGAUCUCUCAGAUCCGAGAUCUCAAAAAAGAUGCCGCAAAGCUAACUAAGAGUCUCAAAACCAUCCAGAAAUUCUUGAACGACGCGGAGACGCGUGACAUCACCAGCGAAGCUGUCAAGGAGUGGCUGAAGAAUCUUGAAGACGUGGCUUUCGAUGCUGACAAUGUUUUGGAUGAACUCAACUAUCAUAUUCUCUCCAAACAAAUCAAGCCUGCCGAGCCUGAGGAGGAAAAGAUACCAUCAUGCUUCUCACGCCUCUCAUGCUUCUCAUGCUGCAAGAAUCUUUCACGUUCUCGAAAUGUGGCUCUUAAAAUCAAAGAAAUCAAUGAGAAUUUGGAAUCCAUUAACAAGGAGGCCACCGAUCUUGGCCUUGUAGGGAGGCUUGCCGAUGAGCCCACUUUGGUUAUUGCUGCAUUGGAAACUGAUUCAUACACUCUUGAUCCAAUUUUUAUUGGAAGAGAUGAUGUUGCGUCGAAAAUAGUUGAGAUGCUUACCAAUAGCAUCACAACUGAUGAUGAACGCGCAGUUUCCAUCAUUUCCAUUGUCGGGAUGGGAGGAUUGGGGAAGACGACAUUGACUAGAAAAGUCUUCAAUCAUCUGAAGGAUGAGACUCGGUUUGGAUCACAUAUUUGGGUGCAUGUUUCCCCAAAUUUUGAUGCAUUAACUCUUUUCAAGAAAAUUCUCAAAGAGUUGACUGAUCAAGUUGAAGGUGAGAACAAGCAAGAUAUUCUUUCAAAGCUUCAACAAGCUUUGAAAGAUAAAACAUAUCUUCUUGUACUUGAUGAUGUAUGGAAUGAAGAUCGUUCCAAAUGGGAAGAGUUUAUGAAUUCCUUGUUGGGAGUUAGUUCUGUUAAGGGAAAUGCAAUUGUUGUUACCACCAGAAGUAUGAAGGUUGCUACAAUUGUGAAUCCAAUUCAUACACAUGAGUUGGAAGGCUUAUCAGAAGACGAGUGUUGGUCGAUAAUCGAAGUUAAAACCUUUGGAGAAGGAAACGUUCCAUCAGAAUUUGCGGCCAUUGGAAAAAAGAUUGCAAGAAAAUGUCAAGGUUUGCCAUUAGCUGCCAACGUAGUUGGGGGAGUGCUGCGCAAUAAAUCUGAGGAAAAAUGGCGCUCAGUCGAGGAGAAAUGGCUUUCUGCCGAUGAAGGAGGAGAUAAUAUCACAAAUAUAUUGAGGCUGAGCUUCGAUAAUUUGUCUUUGCCAUCACUUAAGAAGUGCUUCGCAUACUGUGCAAUGUUUCCUAAAGGCUCCCAAAUCAUGAAACAAGAAUUGAUUGAGAUGUGGAUGGCAGAAGGUUUUCUUCAAGCUGAUGAAAGGGAUGACAUGGAGUCCGUGGACGAAAAAUUUAUCAACGUUCUUCUGCACAACUCUUUACUGCAAGUUUCAUGGAGAUAUGCUAACAGAAAUGUAAACAAGUGUGGCAUGCACGAUCUUGUGCACGAUCUGGCUUGUUCUGUUUUAAGUUCCUCUAAUAGCAGCCGAGUUCGAUACAAGACUCUCGAAGAAGACGAAUCAAGUCGUAUCCCAAAAGAAAUGGCAAAAUCUUUGCGUACAUUACUACUAACAUCGGAAGGUGAUAUUUCUGAUAUCAACUUCUCAGACUUCGAAAGUUUGCAUGUUUUAAGUCUACUGGACUCUGAAGUUAAAGAGCUGCCAAGUUCGAUUCAAAAGUUGAUACAUUUGAGAGAUUUUGACAUUUCAAAGACAGAAAUUGAAGUUUUUCCGGAUUGGAUUGGUGAAUUCUUUCACUUGCAGACGUUGAGAGCAAACUCAGAAUAUUUGAGAAAACUGCCAAGUACGAUUAAGUACUUGAUUAACUUGAGGCAUCUUUAUAUUGACUCGAGGGUAGAGUUGCCUAUGGGAAUUGGGAGUUUAACUUCUCUCCAAACGCUAAAGUACUUUCCAGUGGGUGACGAGAAUGGCUGCAAAAUUGAAGAGCUCGGAAAUUUGAAUAAUCUUAAAGGAGAGUUACUGAUUCUGCAUCUGGAAAGGGUUCAUGACAAGGAAGAGGCUGGGAAAGCCAAUUUAUUCAAAAAGUCUAAAAUAUUGAACUUGUGUUUGAUGUGGGGUUGGAACAGAGAAGGUGAAAGAAAUGAUGAGGAUGUAUUGGAAGGCCUUCAACCUCACUCAGAUUUGAGGGACUUAAAGAUUAAAAGAUUCAAUGGAAAAAGAUUUCCAUCAUGGACUCUAAAGAUGGCAGUUCGAGAUGCGCCUCAUGGCUCUUGGGUGGUACUUAACAAGUUAAUGUCGUUAGAACUCUGGUACUGCGAUGAAUGUGAAGAGAUCCCAAUGUUGGGGCAGUUGCCCAAUCUCAAGUCCCUUGAGUUGAGAGAAUGGAGGAAUUUGAAGUGUAUAAAUUCUUCAUUCUACGGAAUGGUGAACAAGGACACACGCAUUGUUUUUCCAUCUCUCGAGAGGUUGGAAUUGUGGUCCAUGCCUAACCUGGCAGAGUGGGCAGAAAUAGAAAUUUCGGAUGGAAGUGAAGUCAAGCUAUUUCCUCGCCUCCAACAUUUGAAAAUUUAUGAUUGCCAGCAAUUGAUGAGUGUUCCAAGUCAUGUCUCCUCAUGCCUUCAACAUUUGGAGAUUGGAGGGAUCGGUGUGGAAUGUCUGCCAGCUGAUUGGUUAUUGAGUAACAGCGAGACUCUCUCUACUUUGGCUAUAAGUGAGUGCCCGAAUUUGAGAGAAAUAUCAGAUAGGUGGGGAGAAGAAGAAUCAGAAGGAAGAAGCUUCACAAUCACAUCCCUCCCUAUAUUCCCUCGUCUAACAUUUGUGCAUAUUGAAGGCGUUCCUAAGUUAAGUUUGGAGACUAUGGAUGCAAUGUGGCGCCUCCAAAUUCAUGGCAACAAAUUCAUUUACCCGUGACGUUGAGUAUCAAUAUCUUUUCCUAGAAACAGUUUUGGUUCUGAAGAAACUCAAAGAGAAAAAAGUGAAACAGAAGAAAGUGAAACGAGGAAAUGGUUGUGUUUGACUUUGAGGUGCCUCUAAAGAAUUAGGAGGUGAAGCAAGCGAUCUAGUGAAGAAGGAAUAAGUAAAGUGGAUUUGGAGGUCUCAUUCUGUUUAAGAAAAAGAGUUUCCAUUUGAUGUCAGCCGCUUAGCCGAUGAUUUAGUAUUUGAACGCAUCUCGAAAUCAGUUGAGUGUCUCAACUGAUUGUCGAGUCGAGCUUGAGCUCAGCUUAUACUUCAAUCAAUUGGCUCACAAGGCUUAUUUUUAGCUAAGUUGAAUCCAAGCUUGAGCUUAGAUUGGCCUACUGGGGUGAGUAUGAUUCUAAAGCCAUGGCAGAGAUAGGGGAGCAUUGAAGAGCAUGGAGGCGAGGCGGCCUCAACUAGAGGCGCUACUGAGCUUGCUCGUGGGGAAGAACGACGACAGUGUAGUUGUUGACUGUGAAGUGAAGGAUGAUGACAAAAAUUCAGACAGCAAUGUUGAAGAUGAAGAUAGUGAAAUAGAGGAUUCAGCAGUUGUGGAAGUUGAACCCAAUCCCAGCAAUAAGGGAAAAGAAAUGUAUGAGAAGAAAAACUCAAUUUCUGAAUAUGUCAAUACUCAGUUUGAAAUUUCAUCCCCCAAUUUCUUUCGGUCGCCGGAUUGUUGAGUUGGAGUCUGUGUGGAUUAAUUAACCCAUAUAAUAUUCAUGUUACGA
Messenger RNA from Salvia miltiorrhiza (redroot sage), 4535 nucleotides. Its product is annotated as putative disease resistance protein RGA3. The transcript is spliced from 7 exons. Bases 835 to 3762 code for a protein of 975 amino acids. Lineage: Eukaryota; Viridiplantae; Streptophyta; Magnoliopsida; Lamiales; Lamiaceae. The record is from RefSeq and is a predicted model, not a curated record. Gene Ontology annotation, biological process: defense response to other organism. Gene Ontology annotation, molecular function: ADP binding.